UGUCCAGAAGGGGGCAGCAAAACCUCCAUUCAUAACCUAUUCUACCGGAAAUACAGGAGACGAAGAAGAAGACGACGACAGUGGACAACACCAGGGAGACGACAUCGGUUGAUUCGUUGUCAUGGAGCGAUGCUUUAGUGUCAGCAGGGAUGGUUCAGCUCCUCCAUCAUCACCUCCCCCUCCUCCACCUCCUCCUCCUCACAGCCUCCCUUCUCCUCGCCAACCCCCUCCCUCCUCCCUCCUGUCAGCUGUGACUGCUCCCCCCCGACGAGAAAGGCUGAGAGUUGCAGGAGCCAUGGUGGACGUCAGUAAGUGGCCCCUGUUUUCUCUGCUGAGCGCCGAGGAGCUGGCCUCAGUGCGGCAGGCCUGCGUGUUUGGGACCUCUGCUAAUGAAGCCAUUUACAUCACACAUGCUAAUGAGGUGUUUGUGUUUGGGUUGAACAGCAGCAGCUGCCUGGGUACAGGAGACAGUCUGAGCACCAUAGUGCCGAAGAAGCUGGACUUCCUGCGGGGGAAGAAGGUGGUCAGCCUGAGCUAUGGAAGUGGGCCUCACGUCCUGCUGGCUACGGAGGACGGACAGCUGUUUGCAUGGGGACACAACGGCUACAGUCAGCUGGGGAACGGGAACACCAACCAGGCUCUGUCUCCGCUGCUGGUCACCGCCAACCCUCAGAACAAGAAAGUGAGGGAGGUGGCGUGCGGCUCGCAUCACUCCAUGGCGCUCACUCAGGACGGAGAGGUGUUUGCAUGGGGUUAUAAUAACUGCGGUCAGAUUGGCUCGGGGUCCACAGCCAACCAGCCUUACCCCAGGAAAGUCACCGGCUGCCUGCAGGGGAAGAUUGCUAUCGGCAUCUCAUGUGGACAGACCUCCUCCAUGGCUCUGAUCGACAACGGAGAGGUGUACGGCUGGGGGUAUAACGGUAACGGACAGCUGGGUAUUGGAAACAAUGGAAACCAGCUGACGCCUUGCCGCCUCUCUGCACUCCAGGGGCUGUGCAUGCAACAGAUCGUGUCGGGGUACAGCCACUGCCUGGCGCUGACUGACGAAGGGCUGCUGUACGCCUGGGGAGCAAACACCUACGGGCAGCUGGGGACGGGAAACAAGAGCAACCACCUCAGCCCGGUGCAGAUCCUGGCCGACAAGGAGAGGAUUGUCGAGGUCGCAGCGUGCCAUUCAACACACACCUCAGCAGCCAAGACCCAAAGUGGGCUGGUGUAUAUGUGGGGUCAUUGUCGGGGUCAAUCCAUCCUCAUGCCACACCUCACACACUUCACCAGCACCGACGACGUCUUCGCCUGCUUCGCCACGCCCUCCGUCAUGUGGAGGCUCAUGUCUAUGGAUCACGAUGACUUCCUGACGGUCUCCGAGGCUCUGAGGAAAGAGUUCGACAGCCCAGAAACGGCCGACCUUAAAUUCAGCGUCGACGGAAAGUGUAUUCACGUUCACAAAGCUGUGCUGAAGAUCAGGUGUGAGCACUUCCGCUCCAUGUUCCGCUCCCAGUGGACGGAGGACCAGCAGGACGUGAUCGAGAUCGGCCAGUUCUCCUACCCCGUCUACAGAUCCUUCCUGCAGUUCCUCUACACCGACACUGUUGACCUUCCACCUGAGGACGCCAUCGGCCUGUUGGACCUGGCCACUUCUUACUGUGAAAACCGUCUGAAGCGCCUGUGUCAGCAGAUCAUCAAGAGAGGGAUCACCGUGGACAACGCCUUCACUCUGCUGUCCGCCGCCAUCCGAUACGACGCAGAGGACCUGGAGGUGUUUUGUUUCCGGUUUUGUGUAAACCACCUGACUCAGGUGACUCAGACUGGAGCUUUCUGGCAGGUGGACGGAGCGAUGCUCAAAGAGUUCAUCAGCAAAGCCAGCCGCUGCGGAGCCUUCAAGAACUGAGUGGAGCUCUUAGGAUUUAUCAAACUGUACCCUGACCAAGAUGAUGUGCUCUGGAUGUGAGCAACUCCAAAAGCAUCAGGUCUGAUCACACUCCUGAGGGCGCACAGGCAGCAUCGCUCACCAGAAGGAUGGGAAUUAAGCUUCAUUAUCGACGAAUCUGAAGUCAGCACUUUGGGACAUUCCUGUGGAGGCACUCGGCAAAGUCAUGGCGCCUUUUCCUCUCACACAUUCUUUACAUGCUGUAUGUAUACUUGAAUAUAUGUUUGCUCGGCCAGUGCUUCCUGUACUUAAGUUGACAUGAUAGACCAAAGACCUGGAAGAAAUAGCAGGCUUUGAUAGCUUUGAUGACUGACUUGCUCUGGCCAGGAGAACCACCGUACUGAAACACUUUGAGUUUCCAUAUCUAUCAUUUCCAAAAUACAGUGUUAGGUAAAAGUACACACAACAAGAUCCAGGUCCUACUGUGGGUUGUACUGGGUCACUUAUUCUGCACAGUGUAAAACCGUUGUGGGAUGUAUAAUAAUGUACUUUUUAUACUCUUUUCUUUUGUAUUAAGACGUUAUUUUUCGCCCUAUGGCACCUUUAAGAAACGGUUGCUUCUUCUUCAUAUUUAGUAAAACAGUAAUGGUUCAAAUAGUUUGACACACUGUGUAAGGGGAAAACUAAGUUAAAGAAAGUUGCAUUAGAAGCGUUUAGGGCACUGUUACAUUACGAGCAGAUGAUUUCUUUCUGUGACAAUGUAAAAUGUGUUGCAUAGUAUUCCUCUCCACACUGGGACUGUCAACAAACUGAUCGAAGGUUGGUGUUUGUGUUUGCUAAUCUUAUCGGGACAUAUACAAAGAAACAAACGACAAUGCAAACUCAGUUAGACCAAAUGAUUCCUUAAUGAUUCCUCUGUAAGGACACUUUCUCUGCACGUACAAUGACAAUGCACAAAACACUGUAAGAUAAGGCAAUCGGAGUACUUUGAAAUUCUCUGUAGGGAUAAAUGAGAUGUUUGUUUAUAUUCGGUUUGCUUUGGCUUAUGAUGACAAAAAACUGCCUAGUCCUCACUUUCUGUUCCAUCACUGGGUGUAAGAGGAUAAAACAGAGCAGAUCAGUUUCUGUUACUUCUGUAGGUUUCAUGUUCUUUAUGCACUCAGAUGCUUCAAAGAACCACUUUGAUUCCUUGCAGUUAAUUACAUUGAGGUUAGUACAUGCUUUAGUGGAGCAAUGAGCUGGUUUCUUAUGAAACUGGAAGAAAAGAUUGUGUUGCUUUCUGUAUUAAGAUAUAAAAUAUAUUUUGUAUUGUGCUUUGUUUAGCAUUUCUUUAAAUAGGACAAUCAUUACAAUCAGCAUUACAUUAUUUGGUUGUAUGAUUGUUUUUUCUGCUGUUACAUAACUGACAUGUUUCUUUUAUAUUUAGUUAUUGAAUUACAUGUCACAGUGAAGAAAUAAAUAACUUGUUUCCAUAUAAUGCUUAUUUGGCUCUUAAGUAAUUACGUCAUAUUUCUUAUCAUUUUAGUUCAUUAAUGUUUGAAGUAGUCUUCAUAGUGUAAAAAGAAAGCAGCGGUUUAUUCAAUAUAUAUGAACAUAUGGUGGUUUGCUGCCAGCUGGUGGAAUAAAUGGGUAUCUAACAAAC
This is a messenger RNA of Gymnodraco acuticeps, 3512 nucleotides long. RefSeq names its product regulator of chromosome condensation (RCC1) and BTB (POZ) domain containing protein 1 (gene rcbtb1). The transcript has 14 exons. The record is from RefSeq and is a predicted model, not a curated record. Bases 122 to 1891 code for a protein of 589 amino acids. Gene Ontology annotation, molecular function: protein binding. NCBI's taxonomy places the organism in Eukaryota, Metazoa, Chordata, Actinopteri, Perciformes, Bathydraconidae.